Messenger RNA from Prionailurus viverrinus (fishing cat), 812 nucleotides. RefSeq names its product stathmin 4 (gene STMN4). Gene Ontology annotation, molecular function: tubulin binding. Lineage: Eukaryota; Metazoa; Chordata; Mammalia; Carnivora; Felidae. The coding region runs from base 113 to 763 and encodes 216 amino acids. The transcript is spliced from 7 exons. Gene Ontology annotation, biological process: neuron projection development; regulation of microtubule polymerization or depolymerization; microtubule depolymerization. Gene Ontology annotation, cellular component: cytoplasm; neuron projection. The record is from RefSeq and is a predicted model, not a curated record.
GGAAGGAAGCACCUCGCCUGAACAGGACCGCAGAUUUGUGACAGCGUCCUGAGCUGGUGACAGACCUACUCUGUGACUUUCAGCCAGAUUCAGCCCUCACAUUCCUGAAAACAUGACCCUCGCCGCCUACAAAGAGAAGAUGAAGGAGCUCCCACUCGUGUCCUUGUUCUGCUCCUGUUUUCUGGCCGAUCCUCUGAAUAAAUCAUCCUAUAAAUACGAAGGCUGGUGUGGGAGACAGUGUAGGAGGAAAGAUCAAAGCCAGCGGAAAGACAGUGCUGACUGGAGAGAAAGAAGAGAGCAGGCAGACACAGUGGACCUGAACUGGUGUGUAAUUUCCGACAUGGAAGUCAUUGAGCUGAACAAAUGUACCUCGGGCCAGUCCUUUGAAGUCAUCCUGAAGCCACCUUCCUUCGAUGGGGUCCCCGAGUUCAAUGCCUCUCUACCCAGGCGGCGAGACCCAUCACUGGAAGAGAUCCAGAAGAAACUAGAAGCAGCUGAGGAGCGAAGAAAGUACCAGGAAGCUGAGCUCCUGAAACACCUAGCAGAGAAACGAGAACACGAGCGGGAGGUGAUCCAAAAAGCCAUUGAGGAAAACAACAAUUUCAUCAAGAUGGCUAAGGAAAAACUGGCCCAGAAGAUGGAAUCCAAUAAGGAAAACCGGGAGGCCCAUCUUGCCGCCAUGUUGGAACGGCUGCAAGAGAAGGACAAGCACGCGGAAGAAGUGCGGAAAAACAAGGAGCUGAAGGAAGAGGCCUCCAGGUAAAGCCCAGAGGCCAAAGAAGUUUCCAGAACAGCCGGACAGCUCCAGCAGC